Messenger RNA from Erythranthe guttata (spotted monkey flower), 3735 nucleotides. RefSeq names its product autophagy 18 F-like protein (gene G18F). Gene Ontology annotation, cellular component: cytoplasm. Gene Ontology annotation, biological process: autophagy; response to starvation. The record is from RefSeq and is a predicted model, not a curated record. NCBI's taxonomy places the organism in Eukaryota, Viridiplantae, Streptophyta, Magnoliopsida, Lamiales, Phrymaceae. Gene Ontology annotation, molecular function: protein binding.
CUGAUUUCCCCAAAUUCUCUCUCUCAUCUCUUUCUCUCUCUACACACCUUCGUCUCUCGGAGAACAAAUCAUCAAAUCUCAAAAAAUCAACGAAACCCUAGGAAUUUAAUUUCGUAUUUAAAACCCUUCAAAAUUCCUGAUUUUAAUUUUGUACAUAUUUCUGUCUGAUUAAAUUGUUCAUAUCUUCUAUUAAAUUCUUUCAUUUUUUCCUUGGGUUUUUUUUUUUUUUGCUUUUUCCUUUAUAGAUAGAAGCAGAUAGAUACAGCCCCAAAACAAAUAAAUUAUAUAUAUAUAAGUAUACACACACAACAAAGGAGUUUUUUGAGGAAUUUUGUUGUUUUGUAUUGAAUUUGAAGAAAAAAAAAAUCAGCACGAUUAGAAUCCAAUCCGCAGACAAACAAAACCCCCACCCGAUUUUUGGAUUCUUCUUCGGAACUUGUUCCUCUUUUCUUUUUGCUGGUGGUGGUGUGAUUAAUGUGAAGAAGAAAAAGCAAACGGAACACGAUGGUGUAAUCGAACCGUUUGAUUUUUAAUUUUAAUUUUUUUUAAUUUAAUUUUAUUUUUUACUUUUUUGUUGCGAUUUGCAUGAUUUUUGGAUGGUGUUUUCUGAGGUGUAAGCCAAGUACACAGACACCUGUAAGCCGAAUGCUUCGACUAACAUCUGUGUAUAUAUAAAGGGGUGGGGGUGGGGGCAAGCUCUUUAUAUUUUUCGAGGGCAUGUUCGUAAGGGAAGUCGAGUGGAGCGAUCAGCUGUUUGCGGUGUGUUGUUGUGUUGAUAGUUCGAUUGGUUUUGCCGUUAGGGUAUGAGGAAUGACGGCCAGAAAAGCGGUGAUGGUGGUGGUGGCGCAAUGGUCCCGCGGUCGUCCGGUGGUAGGGGUAAUAACGGGAUUAUCCCGAAUUCGUUCAAGACUCUCUCGAGUUACCUGAAGAUUGUUUCUUCUGGUGCGUCGACUGUAGCGUCCACCGUAAGGUCCGCCGCGUCUGCGGCUUCUGCUAUUGUGGAGAGGGACGGUGAAAGCAGCCAUGCUCAGGUAACUUGGGCUGGAUUUGACAAGCUAGAAGUCGAAAAAGGCGUCACAAAGCAGGUUCUUUUGCUUGGUUACAGUUACGGGUUUCAGGUAUGGGAUGUCGAAGAAGCAGACAAUGUUCGUAACCUAGUCACAAGGCAAGACGGACCCGUUUCGUUCAUGCAAGUAUUACCAAAACCAGAGCCAUCAAAACAGUCCAAAGAUGAAUUUUCAGACAACCGCCCUCUUCUCAUCGUUUGUGCUGACGGGUCAUUUUCCGGAGAUAUUAAUAAUGUUCACGAGGGACCAGGGCAGGUGCCAGUUAACGGUAGUUAUGUACCUACAGUUGUCUGGUUUUACUCCUUGAGAUCUCAAUCGUACGUACAUCUUUUAAGGUUUCGAUCUGCCGUCCAUUUAGUUCGGUCCAGCUCUCGAGUUGUUGCUGUUUUGCAAUCAUCCCAGAUACAUUGUCUCAAUGCUGCUACGUUAGAGAAAGAAUACACUAUCCUUACAAAUCCGGUAACUUCCGGAAGUUAUGGAAGUAUAGGUGUGGGCCCACUUGCUGUAGGCCCCAGAUGGAUGGCUUACAGUGGGAGUCCAGUUGCGGUUUCGAAUUCACGUCGAGUGGCACCUCAGCAUCUUACUGGUUCAUCCAGUUUUUCUAGUCAAACGUCAAACGGAAGCCUCGUUGCGCAUUAUGCAAGAGAAUCGAGCAAGCAGCUUGCUGCUGGUAUUGUGACUUUAGGUGAUAUGGGGUAUAAGAAGCUGUCUAGGUACUAUUCUGAUUUGUCCGAAGGUAACAGUUCUCAUUCGGGAAUUGCCCGUGUGAAGGUGCAUGGUGGUUCUAAUGGACAUUCGUCCGAUGCAGCAGACAAUGUUGGCAUGGUUAUAGUGAGAGACAUUGUGAGCAAGAAUGUGAUUGCUCAGUUCACAGCCCACAAAAGUCCCAUUUCUUCACUGUGCUUCGAUCCGACCGGUACCCUUUUAGUGACAGCUUCGGUACAAGGUCACAACAUAAACGUGUUCCGAAUAAUGCCCUCAAGCUCUUCUGAACAGUCUUACGCCCAUCUUUACAGGCUGCAACGUGGCAUCACUGAUGCUGUCAUACAAGACAUAAGCUUUAGUAGCGACAGCCAAUGGAUUAUGAUCAGUUCUUUAAGAGGAACAAGUCACCUUUUCGCCAUUUCACCCUCGGGCGGAUUGGUUGACUUUUCUCAGUCAACCGAUGCGAGAUUACAGGCACUCACUCAGCAGAGCAUCUCCGCUUCGGGUCCGACCGUCACCCUCUCUGCCGUUAGCAGGAUAAGGAGUGGAAAUAGCAGUAACGGCUGGAGAAACACGGUGAGCGGUGCUGCAGCAGCUGCCACUGGGAGAUUGAAUUCUUUCUCUGGUGCGAUUGCUUCGGUUUUCCACAACUGCAAAGGGAAUAACGACGAUUUUAAUUCUCCGAAGAAAAGCUACUACCUGCUCGUUUUCUCACCUGGCUGUGUUGUACAGUACGCGCUGCGUUUUUCCCCUGCUUCUAACGGUUCUUCGUCUUCUUCGGCUCUGCGUGAAGCAAGUUUCGGCGGUGAACUUAGUCCCGAAGGCGAGAUGAGGUUAGUGGUCGAGGCGAUCCAGAAAUGGAAUAUAUGCCAAAAGCAGAACCGAAAGGAGCAGCAAGGUGAUACUAUUGACGUGUAUGGAGAAAACGGGAAUCCAGAUAGUAGUAAAGUAUAUCCAGAAAGGAAUAAUUUUUUAUCAUCGGAUGUUCUUGGUAAAAAAACAGUUAAAGAAAAGAUUACUAACGAGGAAAAGCAUAAGAAGUAUAUAUCCGAAGCGGAGCUUCAAAUGCAUCGGAAUCCGAAUCCGUUGUGGGGCAGACCUGAGGUGUACUUUCAGUCGAUGGUGAGUGAAGGCUCGAAUGUGAAUGAAGGAGAAAUCGAGAUUGAAAGAGUCGCCAUACGCACGCUCGAAGCAAGGUCAAAAGACUUGGUUCCAGUUUAUGAUUAUCUUCAAUUUCAACAGGGGAGGAGUUAUGUGAAAAACAGCGAAAAGAAUGGACGAAUUCAGCCUCAGGGGUCUGGUUCAGAAUCGGAUGGUGUCGACUUGUUGGGUGAAACUAGCAGGGGCAGUUCUGUAAAUACUAAUGAUCGAUCAACGAUGAAGAACACUCGUGUCGCGAGUGUAGUAAAUACUACUACUAGGGAGAAUUCCGUGAGAGAGAGCCAGAUUAGAUCUGUACAUAAUAGAGACGGCUCGAACAACAUGGACAAUGAAUCUGCUGAGGUUGACCAGUUUGACUAAAGGUAUGAAGAUAUUCUUUUAUUUCUGUGGGAGGGGUGGUUUGAAGUUCCAUGCUUUGUGGAAUACAAAAUAUAUAUAUAGGGAGAGAGGGAACUUAGAUUUAGAUGCCUUUGGACUUGUGGUGGAUGUGUGUGCAAAGCUUUUUAAAGGUGUUUGAUGAUUUUAUUACAUUUUCUGACUGUUGUAAAUAAACAAUCAGAUUAUCAUAAUUCUAAUAAUUAUAUUAUAUUUAAAAUAUAUAUAUAUAUAUAUAUGUAAAUAAAUGCCAUGUUGCAUCAUAUUAUGCAAUGUUUGCUCUACUCUUUGUUGCCGCUACGGUUCUGUUAAUCGUUAUGGUGAUUUAACUCCGACUUGAUUCCAGAAUAGUUCGGCACCCUAACAUUUUUUUUAAAUGUUAUUUAUAUAAUUUUAUUAAAUAUGUAAUGUUUGCAUUUUUACUUGU